GGUCAAGAGCAACAGAGAGAAACUUCCCAUCCACACACAUCUCUGGUCUCCAGACCUGCAAAGCUGGGAAUGGGCAGGUGGGUGGACAUUGCUCUGGGCUUUCCCCUCGGUAGGAAGCCCUUUUUCUGAGCUUUGGUUCUCAAAGCAAGCUAUGUGGGCUCACCUGUGAUGUUCCAUAAAAAUGAAGAUUCCCUGUGUCUCCUCCAACUCACCCAGUCCCACUGUGGGGAUGACAGAUGAGUUGGCAAACCUCCUAGGAAUUUUCUAAACUCACUGGAACUUAAGAAUAUCAUGCUCUUUGUGGGAGUGGGGACACUGAGGAGUGGGUCAGUUAGUGAGGUCAUCUUACCAGCCCCUGUAUAAGACAAGAGACCUUGAGAGUCUCAGAGAUCCCUUUUCCCCUGAGCCAAUCUCGAGGAUCCCUAUCACCCACUCUGACUUCUUUUGUCUUAGGAAUGACUUCAACUCCCCACGGCCCCAUCCCCGAUUAGCAGAAGAGGAAGAAGACCUAGAGGUGAGAGUGACAAGGUCCCCCCAUAUGAGGAGUUGGUAGGCAAGGGGCAGAGUCUUUGAGGCCCACCUUUCCUAAAUCCCCACCAACCCUUAUCCUUGACAGUUCUGGGACCUUAGUACCAGACUGGUGUGGCAGCUCACACACCCCCACCCCCAUCACCCACCCACACUGUCUCCUGCCCCAGGCAGGUCUUUGGUGCCAGGAAGGACCUUGCAGGCAGGGACACCCAGCUUUGCCUCCUUAGAUUUUAGUUGAAAUCUUUCAGAUGGAGGAAGAAUUGCUAGAGCAAGAGCCUCGGCCCAGAGCAAAUGUGGAUUCGCACCUGGACUCAGUCCCAGAUCUGGAAGACAACUCAGAUGUAGACAUCCCAGAGAGGGGGCCUGAAGCUAAGUCACACAAUGACCCCUAUUGGGAGAUGAGCUCUCUGGAGUUUGGCUGCGAACACACCGAGCAGCAAUAUUACACAGUAGAGACCCUCCAUCCCUACACAGAGGAGAUACCAAGGACCUUCUCGGGAUGGUCGAUAGGCUCCAACUCCAGCCUCCAGAGUGUCUCAGGGAAAGAACUGACAUGCCCUGAGCAUCGCUCCAUCCGUGUACAGACUUCCAAGCACCUCUUCUGGGCAAAUAAGCUCAUCCAAGCAUCAGAGCACAGCCUGCAACAGGCAAUAAAUAGGCAGUCCAAAGAAAGAGACACAGAGAAGACCCCCAGCCACCCAAAGCAGGAGUCCAACCCCAAGAACACACUGUGCCCUGAGAAUAUGCUCCAGAUCUCCAGGGCCCUGACAUUUCGCCAAGUCACAACCUCCCAGCCAAUAUCAAGCCCUUGUCUGUCAACCUCCAGCCUCCCGCCACCCAUCGGCCUGGAAGAGCUGAUCAAUUUCGCAUCUUCCUUGGCCGUAGCCUCCAACGACAUGGAGUUGCCCAGUUUAGAACAAAUGAUCAAAGCUCCAUCCCGGAAGUCUGCGGCACCUUCUAAAGAGCCUGUGAAACCUUGUACAGAGCCUGUGCAGCCUCAGAAUCCACCCAAAGCCAAGGAGCCAGAGAAAGUUCCAGAACAGGAAAAACAGAGCUUCCCUUCUUACCUAGACUUCAAACCUGGGAUCAAGAGAGCCACCAUUGAGGGGGAAGUGAAGUUCCUUCCCACACAGGACACCCCCGCCACGCUGCAGGAAUGCAAGGAAGACUCGGUGCCGGGAACCAAGAAAGGGAAUCCGUUAUUCCUGAAAAUCCAUUUUAAGCUGUCAUCCCCUUCCACCCCAGAGAAAUGACUAGACAAAACCAGUAAAACCUCCAGUGCUGAUCCCUCGCUCAGACUUUUUGUGCAAAUGCUCCUGGACCAAUGAACUCGUGGCUGCCAUAGCCGAGUCUCAAUUUUUUAGGGAUGACACCCCCAUAUUUUUAGUUGUCCCCAGCCCCACCAACUCCCUGAGGGCUCUGUCACCCUGUUCCUGGCCAUCCAUCUCACCCUGCUCACUCCCCAGGGAUAGUUCCACUUCA
Messenger RNA from Marmota monax (woodchuck), 2013 nucleotides. It is a transcript of the gene Spata32, whose product is annotated as spermatogenesis associated 32. Gene Ontology annotation, molecular function: actin binding. The transcript is spliced from 2 exons. Gene Ontology annotation, biological process: spermatogenesis. Bases 780 to 1784 code for a protein of 334 amino acids. The record is from RefSeq and is a predicted model, not a curated record. Lineage: Eukaryota; Metazoa; Chordata; Mammalia; Rodentia; Sciuridae. Gene Ontology annotation, cellular component: perinuclear region of cytoplasm.